AUGAGGAAUAUAGGUGAGAGUCUUAACAGUCAAUUUAAAAGACACAAGAAUGGACUGGAAUUCGUGGGCGUUGGACUUGUGCGUAAAUGGUUGCCCGGCGCCCUACAAGACCUUCGGUGCCGCUGUGCCUGCUGGUGGUCGUCGCGGCCCCAGACAACGGCCCUGGGGAACCCCUGGUGUGGAACGACGCCCGGGCAAAGUGCGGUGAAGCCAACGGCGCUCUGGCUGUCAUUGACAAUCAUGACAAGCUUCAGCUGCUGUCCAAGUUCAUCGAUGAGAAAUAUCCAGCGGAAACAAAGGGAGGGUGGACUUUACCUUGUUGGAGCUCAGAACGUCAAUUCGAAAUGGAUUUGGUCCAAUUCUGCCGACGUGGAACUGCAAUCCAAUCUGUGGGUACCAAGCCAUCCACAGCCACAGAAUGAGAUCUCCAUGUUAGUGCCCAUCGACAAGACACACGGAAGACGCUACAUCAUUAGCAACGCCCCCAAUACUUUUGCUCCUGGUUACAUUUGCGAACGAUUCUAAGACUUACAAGUUGGUUGGUGGUUGGAGAAAUCUGUCAUGAGGCUUGCAUGAGUCGGUCGUAACGGCUGGGUCAUGGAAGCUUUGAUAUGAAAGCGUUUAUGUAAGCAGAUUUCUACAUAAUUGGAUGAUAGAGAUAAGAGAUAAUCAUCUUUGAUAUUUAAGUUAC
Messenger RNA from Penaeus vannamei (Pacific white shrimp), 691 nucleotides. Lineage: Eukaryota; Metazoa; Arthropoda; Malacostraca; Decapoda; Penaeidae. The record is from RefSeq and is a predicted model, not a curated record.